AUGUUGCGACGACUUACUCUACGAUUCAAUUCCUUGUCGAAACGACGCAAUCACUCCACAUGUGCUCAUUCCAACAACCAAACACUCAAAAGUAGUCAGACAACACUAUCAGUACGCCCACCUUUACUAGUAAUGACACACAGAUCACCUCGGAUAGCAGAAUUCCUCGUGUGCCAUGGCACCCGCCUAUCCUCUACCGUAGCCUCGAGUUCCGUAUCCACUGCUACGACUCUUAGAAACUCACCUUCCCUGGAUCCAUCCACAUUCAAAACCCUGUCCUUCUAUCGCUUUCACACGCUCGCUAAAGAAGAAUUGGGUCCAUGGAGGGAACAGCUUCUGGAUGAUCUUAAACAAUGGCAUAUCGUUGGCCGAAUUUAUUUGUCUACUGAAGGAAUCAAUGCCCAGUUAUCUUGCCCAGAAAAAUAUGUUGAUGCUCUGCGUACCUAUUGCAGCACAGUAAUUAAGCCUAGACUUGGUGAUACAUUGAUGGACCUUAACCUGGGUACUGAACAUGGCCAGAGAGCAUUUAGAGCUCUCCAUCUUGUGGCUGAUGGACUGGAUCCAACAAGCUACAAUCUGUCUAACCAACCAUCGCAUCUCUCUCCUGCUGAAUGGCACAAGAAAUUGGCUGAAUAUAAAGCAAAGCACGGCAAGGAUCCUGUGUUAAUUGAUAUGAGAAACCAAUAUGAAAGUCAUAUUGGUUAUUUUGAAGGAGCCACUCGUCCAGAUGUGGAUACCUUUAGAGGCAGUAUCAAGGCCAUGAAUGAAAUCGUCAAGGACGUUCCUCGUAACCAAGAGGUGUUUAUGUACUGCACAGGUGGCAUUCGAUGCUCCAAGGCAGGUGCAAUUCUUCAAUCGGCUUCUGGGUUUGAAACAGUUCACUUGGUUGAGGGCGGUGUGACAGCAUAUGGACGCUGGAUUCAGGGCCAAGAAGAAAAGUCGUUGUUCAAAGGAAAGAACUUUACAUUUGAUGCUCGUUUGGGUGAAACUAUUACAGAUGAGGUGUUUGGAAAGUGUCACCUGUGUGGCCAGCCCAGUAGUCAGUAUCAAAACUGUACUCAUGCCUCAUGUAACCUGUUGAUGCUCUGUUGUUCUUCCUGCUCGACUCAGUUCCUGAAUACCUGUGGUCGUCUAAAAUGCUAUGAUACCGUCCACAGAUACAGAACCCAGACUCACGAACACUUUAAACCCGACGGACCUAUUAUGAUUGAUGGUGUUCGUGCAUAUGUAAAAGAGGGCGAGAAGAACAUGCGAUCAGAUAUAGAACGUGUUGUGGUGGGUAAGAGUGGUGUGAUGUGUGAACAUAAGUACAACCGCCGUAUUCGUGCCUUUGAAGUUCUUGGAGAACCAGGUCAAGUUCUCGAAGAGUGGGCAAAGGCAGGAAGAGAGUUGCCACCUACUACCGCUACUAUAUAA
Molecule: messenger RNA, 1416 nt
Organism: Phycomyces blakesleeanus NRRL 1555(-)
Lineage: Eukaryota; Fungi; Mucoromycota; Mucoromycetes; Mucorales; Phycomycetaceae
Exons: 3
Coding region: 1-1416 (471 amino acids)
Source: RefSeq, a predicted model, not a curated record